UGUCUCUCCUACGUCCCCUAUCCCACAGCCUGGUCAGCGCUGCAUCCUUUCCUUCAGACCAUGUGAUUUCGCCCACUCGUCAGCUUUUUUGGAAUUACGCGUGUCGACCUUAUUCAAGAAGAUUUUGGUUUUGUUUGAAUGAAAAUUUUAUUCACGAAUUUAUGAAGAGAGCUCGAGCACCCGUGUCUGCGUUAAUUUGCAUGAUACGGCAGCCUAGGUAAUCCACCCGGCUGGCCGGCGUGACUGGCGGAAUGAUUUAAGUCUGCGAACGGAGUGACUUUCCACCCAGGAGCGGGGUUUGGAUCAUACAAAUGGAGAUCACAAAUCCAACAAAAAUCUGACGAAGAACGAUUCAGAGGAAGGGGACUGUUAUUCCGUGACAAAUACAGAUGCUAAUUGGUCACGGUAGGCAGAAAAAUUAAGACACAAACUGUUAGAAUUUAGAAAGGCCACACUGGAAUUGCUUGAGAUACAGUAUUGCAUGCGUUCUUAUUUGCUUCAUCUGGCCACCUCAACAAAACACCGUUGUAGCAACAUUGGUCUAAUGUUUUUGCUUGCAAACAAACAGUUUUUUGUAAGUGACUUUGGAAUGUAGUCUUGGAUGACUUAAAUUGCCCAAAAUAUAUUCCCCCUUAUUUACAGCUAUUAACAUAUGAACGUUUUCAGAAUUUACCUGCAAACGAUCUGGGAAGUAUAUAAGGGAAGCAUAUUUUGUGAAUCAUCAGUCGCUGCUAGACAUAUGAUCCAUUUGUUUGUAUAUAGCGCAUACAGACGUUUGGCAAAUGGUAACAAAAUAUGACCAUAUGGUACAAAGAAUAACGACCCGGGGCUGCAGAGGUGUUAGAACCCUACGUAGUCUUACUGUCUGAACAGACGAUUUCAUACCUUUCUUAAAAUCUAUAAACAUCGACGAGUGUCUUGACGAGAGAAAAUAAUAUUUAUUAUUCAGGUGUGAGAUGAUUGCUAUUCAUUGCAUGUCUAUCAAGUUACCACUUUUGCUGACAUUUAUGACAUUUAACUGACACAGUCUGUAAUCUUUAAGUUUGGUCAGAAGAACCUGUCUUGGGUAACUUAUGUAGUUCACAGUGGCAUGACAUACAUUUCAUAUAGCAAUAACAUACCAAGAUAUUUCAGCAAUAAGCAUUAAUUUACUUUAUGGGAAUGUACACAUAAACCAAAGAGACAGACUCCUAUAUGAAAUGCAUGCUUCCAUUGUCCAUUUUAAAUUUAAAUCACUGUGCUAUUUCACUGAAAUGUCUUUUUCUCAGGUUGCUCAGCUUCCUUUGUAACUGUUUCACAGUCAGAUCCCUUGUGGUUUAGAUCAGUUGUCUUCCACGAUAUGCACUAAUUCAUUUUCAGUAUAGUUUUUUUUUCUUAGCACACAAACCUCAAAUUCAAGUCUUCCAUAACAAAUGGAAUGAAAGGAAAGUCAGUUAUAAAAUAAAUGUGAAUGUGAGAUGGUAGAUCAAGUUUCAAUCAGAGGAUAUUUUGUAUUUACAAAAAGCAGUACUGACAUGCACCAGAGUGGCAGUUUGGCUUAAAGCGAUUUGCAUCAGCGCAGACACACAUGUUUGUCUCUGGAUUAAAGAGUUGAACAAGGAUUCUGCGAACAGUUCCUGCCUGAGAUCUGCUUCUGGCACCUUGGGCACCCUCGUUCCCAACACAACACUCCGUGUGGUGACACCGUGGACACGCAUCCCCGGAACGGAGCGAGGAGGAGAGGAGCGGAAGGCUCUAGUGAAGUCACCAGACUAGGAGCAUCCCGGUGUACCCACUCCGCAUCAGGGGUGGGGUUGGGGCCACCCACAAAGGCCCCCUGGUCUACAGCAGCAGCGUGUUGGGAGUGUGUGUGUGAGAGUGUGGUUGUGUGCUUGAGACGCAAAAGGGACACAACUCCUCAGUGAAGAUGUCGGCAGUGCAGCUGCUGUGGAUGCCGGUGGUGCUGUGUGUGAUGCAGGGCCGGCUCAGCAACGGGGCAUGUGUGGAGGUGGAUUCGGACACGGAAGCAGUCGUGGGCCACGGCUUCAAACUGGGAUGCAUCUCCUGUAAAAUGCGGGGGGAAGUGCAGGCCUCAGCCACCGUGGACUGGUGGUUCAUGGCCAAAGGGGAGAGCGAGUUUAGCCACAUCUAUAGUUAUAUUGAUAUGACGGGCAUGGUUAAUGACGAACGCUUCCUGGACCGCCUCAACUGGAUGGGCAGCAAGAACACGUUCGACCUGCAGGACGGCUCCAUCUACAUCCUCAAUGUAACCUUGAACGAUACAGGCACCUACCGCUGCUACUUUGACCGAACGCUCACCUUUAACUACUACGAGUUCCGCACCAACAUCAACAAGACCAUCACCCUUAAUGUGGUGCCUAAGGCGACUCGCGGCACGGCGUCCAUCCUGUCGGAGGUGAUGAUGUACGUGUCGAUCAUUGGACUGCAGCUCUGGCUGUUGGUGGAGAUGGUCUACUGCUACAGGAAGAUAGCAGCCGCAGGGGAGGAGGCUCUGAGGGAGAGCGCAGCCAAACCCCCUCUCAAACUUCACCCCUGAAGCAUCGAGCUUAUUCCUGCUCCCCGAGGUCCAUCACAUUGGCAGGCUCUGCUGUAACAGUCAUCUGGUCUCCAGCCUGCCCCUCCAAACCACCACCCUGCUCUCAUCACAAAGACUGUCAAAGACGGUCACAAAGCACAAUUCCUCACGACCGUGUUUUAUUUCACCGAAAGCUCUGUAACUGUGUUGAGGUAUGGACUUUUACAAUCUCUGUAGUAAGGAAUCAGUGCACUGCAAGGGGGAUCAAAUAUAGCAUGAAUAAAUGUAUAACUUUAAACAUUAUAAUUUGUAUUGAGCAUAACAUGUAUAUAUGUAUUCUAAUAUUUUUGUUUUCUUUUUUUCCAGUCAAAAUAUGCUUUAUAUGCAAGUUAUAAUUUACCAGUGAGCCACUGGCCAUCAGAAAUGAGAACAUUAAUAUAAAAAGAGGGUAAAAAAAAUAAAUAAAUUAUAUAUAUAUA
Messenger RNA from Electrophorus electricus (electric eel), 2994 nucleotides. It is a transcript of the gene scn1ba, whose product is annotated as sodium channel, voltage-gated, type I, beta a. Gene Ontology annotation, molecular function: sodium channel inhibitor activity; transmembrane transporter binding. The record is from RefSeq and is a predicted model, not a curated record. Gene Ontology annotation, biological process: regulation of heart rate by cardiac conduction; regulation of sodium ion transmembrane transporter activity; cardiac muscle cell action potential involved in contraction. Gene Ontology annotation, cellular component: voltage-gated sodium channel complex. Lineage: Eukaryota; Metazoa; Chordata; Actinopteri; Gymnotiformes; Gymnotidae.